GGCGGAGGGAGGAGAAGAAGGGAGGGGAGCGGAGCGGCCGGGCGGGGAGGCGGAGGGACGGGGCGCACCCGCCCCAGCCGCCCCACAGCCACCGUUCUCCUCCCGGCCGGCGGCAGCUCCCGGCGCCCCGAGCCGGCCUCUCUCUCCCCUCCGGCAUGUUUUAAGGCCGGCCCUAGCCGCUCUCCUUUGGGCUUUCCUUCCAGUCGCCUCACCGCCGUCGGGUCCCCGUUCCCCCCGCCCUCGGACCGUGAGCUUCCCCCUCGAAGGGCCGGCGGCUGGGGGGGGAGCGGGGGCGGUGGGCGCCGGGGGGGGGGCGAGGGCAGAAAAGCCCCCGCUCGGCACCAUGGCGUCCAGCUAUGCCCACGCUAUGGAGAGGCAGGCCCUGCUGCCAGCCCGCCUCGACGGCCCCGCCGGCCUGGACAAUUUACAAGCCAAGAAGAACUUUUCCGUGAGUCACCUGCUGGACCUGGAGGAGGCGGGCGACAUGGUGGCCGCGCAGGGGGACGAGGGCGGCGGCGAGCCCGGCCGGAGCUUGUUGGAGUCCCCCGGGCUGACCAGCGGCAGCGAUACUCCGCAGCAGGACAAUGAUCAGCUGAAUUCAGAAGAGAAGAAGAAAAGAAAGCAGAGAAGGAACAGGACUACCUUCAACAGCAGCCAGCUCCAGGCACUAGAGAGGGUCUUUGAGAGGACACACUACCCCGAUGCCUUUGUACGGGAAGACCUUGCACGCAGAGUCAACCUCACUGAAGCCAGAGUUCAGGUGUGGUUCCAGAACCGGAGAGCCAAGUUUCGCCGGAAUGAGAGGGCCAUGCUGGCCAGCAAGAAUGCCUCUCUGCUCAAAUCCUACUCAGGGGAUGUGACCGCCGUGGAGCAGCCCAUAGUACCUCGCCCAGCUCCAAGACCCACCGACUAUCUCUCCUGGGGUACCGCCUCGCCUUACAGGUUUAUUGCUUCUGCUCAGUAUACUACGAGCUUCUUCAGUUAAGGACAGUCUCACCCUUGUUGUUUUCCAUUUUUGUAUGGGACUGCAAAAAGAAACCUUCGCUGAUCUCAGCCUGCAGCCGCCUCCCACCCAACACCGCGCUGAGGCACAAAGCUUGCUCCCUUGCCCCAGCUCACCCUAGAAGAAGAAAUUGUUUGGUCACCGCUUUCCGUUGUAUCCACCUGACAUUCCGUCCCCUCCCACAUUCCGUGUGCCACAGUGGCAAUGCUGUUGAUGUUGACUGCAAGAAGCCCAUUGGCGCUGUGGGCUGGGAGCAUCCUUGCCGGGUCGCCUGGACCACGACACAAGGAAGAUCUCUGUGGGCUUCACACACUUUGUCGGUGCCUCGAAAAGCCAAAAGAGAGAAAAGCCAAUGUGUGUUUGUGAGUGGGGGGGAGGAUGGAGAAGGGUUCGCUCUGUAGUGCCAAGAAUAGGACUGUUAGGACACUCCUUUCCAUGCCUUACGGCUUGUGCCACAGGGAGAGGUAUUGUCCAGAUGCAUUUGUUUUAUAUAUACUGUAUAUAUUUAUAUAUAUAAGAUAUACUUGCAAGCUUGGUUGGUGUUUUUUAUUAAACGAAAUAAAAUCCAUUGAAAAUGCUUGGGAUGUCUGUGCUGCAUCCAGGUUCCUGGAGCUGUGUGUUGAAAUUCCAGCCACAACCUCACAUCCUUGUCAGACCCUUCCCCACAGCCUCCUGCAGCACUCACAGUGGCUCUCCUCUUCCCACAGCAGUGGGGCUGGAGGGAAGAUAUGUUUGUAUGCAGAUUUUUCUCUAGGGCAUUUGCAUCCAGAUAGGCAGGUAAGAUCCUCAUCUUAUUCUAUCUGACUAGAUAGGUUCGUGUGAUUGGAAAUGCACAAGGACAUCCCAGUGGAAAAUCUCCACCAGUCCCUCAGAGGAUGGGUAAUAUCUCAGCAGGGAGAACACACAGACCUAUCAUUACCACCUGCCCUCUGGCCUUCACCACUCUCCUUUUCUCUCCCCACCUGCUCCCCUCCCUCCUCUGGAGAGCCAAUUAGGACCUAAUUUCCUCCCCUCCUUGAAAAUCAGAUGAGAUACAACCUGAAAGGAGUGCCUUCUAUGCAAGCAAAGAUCUUAGGAUCUUUCAUGUUGCUUGUUGUGUCUGCCUCUUGGAAACCUUGGGUGAGGAAGGGGCUUACUUAUAGCAGAUAGUGCUUCUCCAAUGGAGGGGGCUUGACCCUGGAGCUGCCCUACUGAAUUCAGCAGAACUGAUCUGUGGUCCAUGCACGGAUGUGGGGAGGAGGAUGAAGCUCAGCCAUGAGUGGUACUCCGUAAGUCUGAGGUCUCCAUGCUUGGUGUUUGCUGCCUUGGGCACGUGCAGAUGUCUGAUACAGGGGUUUGGUAGUCUAAAAUAGCACAUUGCAGGAAAUGAGAAAUAAAUCUCUUAAAGUGAAGGUGAAAAUUAAACUGGCAGAGUAUGAAUGGAAGUCCAGAUGAGGUAUCUGAG
Messenger RNA from Coturnix japonica (Japanese quail), 2447 nucleotides. RefSeq names its product paired related homeobox 1 (gene PRRX1). Gene Ontology annotation, biological process: regulation of transcription by RNA polymerase II. The record is from RefSeq and is a predicted model, not a curated record. NCBI's taxonomy places the organism in Eukaryota, Metazoa, Chordata, Aves, Galliformes, Phasianidae. Gene Ontology annotation, molecular function: DNA-binding transcription factor activity, RNA polymerase II-specific; RNA polymerase II cis-regulatory region sequence-specific DNA binding. Gene Ontology annotation, cellular component: nucleus.